AUGGCUAAAUCUAGCGACUAUAAUGGUUUGAAUCCUGUAGUAGUGCAGGCGUUAAACAAUCUGCAAUAUAGGUAUAGUGGUGAAACACCAGAAAUAUGGUGUUCCCGUAUGAUUGAAAGAUCAUAUAAAGAUGGGGAAUUUAAAGCUGGGAGACGCUCAUUUCAUAUUUAUUGCACUGUAUGCGACUCCUUGGUAAUUAUUAACGAAAAUACCAUAGAAUGUGCUAAUAAGCAUCUGAAUGAAUGUAUUACUAAAUCCACUAAAAAGAAUCUUGCAUAUUCUAAUCCUAUACGAAAGAAUGUGAAAAAAAGAGGAGCGCUAAGCCGAAAGAGUGUAUCAUCACUCAGUUCUGAUAGAGUUGAUGAGAUUUAUCUAACAUAUUGUUUUAUAUUCAAAAAAGGCUUGAAUAAUUAUACUUAUGAACAUUCAAAUGAAAUUAAGAAAAGGAUUGUAAAUCGCUUAAUUAAUAAUGUAAGAGUUAUCCAACAGGCUUGGAGGAGUUACAAGAAGAGACCUGCAUCAUUCGCAUCUCAAAUUUGGAAUGAGCUGAGAAAUGAUGGUACUACUGAUGAGGAAAAGUUUUUAGGUGGCGAUUGGGUAAAAGAUAAGAAAAUUCAAUUAUUUGUAAGAUUCCACAAAGUAUCAGUAAAAAUGAUUGAAAUUUCUGAAUAUUAUCAUAGACAGGUAACUGCUUAUCCGAAUAAACUACGUGAUGAAAUUAUCCGGUUAGCAUAUUCGCAUUUUGGACUGGAUAAUUAUAUUGGAAUGAAUGUAUGUGUAUAACAGUAUAAGGGAAUACAUCUCAUGUGACUCUCUGACAAAAUUCCCAGCUCUUAUCCAGUUGUAUAAUGUGACUAGAUAUGAAUAAUAAUUGUGAAUGAAUUUUCCAGAUUAGUCCUUAACCCAGAUCCUG
Molecule: messenger RNA, 913 nt
Organism: Rhizophagus irregularis DAOM 181602=DAOM 197198
Lineage: Eukaryota; Fungi; Glomeromycota; Glomeromycetes; Glomerales; Glomeraceae
Source: RefSeq, a predicted model, not a curated record